Mustela erminea (ermine) is the source of this 3916-nucleotide messenger RNA. RefSeq names its product SWI/SNF related, matrix associated, actin dependent regulator of chromatin, subfamily a like 1 (gene SMARCAL1). Gene Ontology annotation, biological process: replication fork processing; DNA repair. Bases 345 to 3224 code for a protein of 959 amino acids. Gene Ontology annotation, cellular component: nuclear replication fork. The record is from RefSeq and is a predicted model, not a curated record. Gene Ontology annotation, molecular function: ATP-dependent chromatin remodeler activity; ATP binding. Lineage: Eukaryota; Metazoa; Chordata; Mammalia; Carnivora; Mustelidae. The transcript is spliced from 18 exons.
AAGCGUAGUUCUGCGGUGACCGGGCCCCUCCCCCUCCGGGCCCAGGCGCCGCAGUAAGGCGGACGAGCUGGCGGCUCCGGAAUACCUGCCGUUAACCGCGCACCCGGAAGGGUAACCUGGCUGGGGAGGCGUCUGGAGACGCUCCCGGGGUCGGGGUGGCCGACAACGUGAUUGAGUUCCACGCCUGUAUGGGUGAGAAGGCGGACGAGACCAAAUGCCAGCCAGGAAGAGGGAGUGGGCCAAGGGGACGGCUUGGCAGGAGUCUGUUAGCAAGUGUCUCACCAUGCUUCUGCCAAGUUUCUGAUUAAAGACUGACGUCCCUGCGUAAGCAUUUCCCUGUUAAAAUGUCCCUGCCUCUUACAGAGGAACAGAGGAAAAAAAUUGAAGAGAACCGGCAAAAGGCUCUGGCCCGGAGAGCUGAGAAACUAUUAGCAGAAAAGCAUCAGAGCGCAGGCUCUGGCUCCUCCAUUGCCACCAACUCUCCCCAGUCCAAGCAGGGCCCUCUCUCAAACUUCCCCAGGGAUCCUUCUAAGCCAGCGAACCAUGGUGUCAUUUUCAGGCAACAGAAUCUCAGCAGUUCAUCUGAUGGUGACCAAAGACCUCCUAAUUCCCAUAGUUUUCAUCUAAGCACUCCAGAGCAGGCAAAGGGGAUCUGGAAGAGGCAAGAUGUGCCCACAGCCUGCCCGAGCCACAGCCCAUCAGGUCAAAUGACUCACACUGGCAUCUCUCCUCCCUCUGCACAAAGUCCUCCAGAGGGCCCCAGCCAACAAAUGUUGGGUGGUCCAUUAGGUAAAGGUCAUCCUCUGGCUUCACAGGAGAUCAAAUCCACACCCGUUGCUAACACAACUCAGGAGCCUUUGUCCAAAGCCAAGAGUUUCCAGAAGACUCUAGCUUCUUUCUUUGGACAGCCACCCAGGGAUCCUGGAGUAGAGGCCAAGGCAGUGAGGCCCUCCACCUCGGGGCAGAACAUUUCUGACACCAACUGUGGUUCAGGGAGUGUGACACCUGGGACAGAAGGAAGGCACCCACAGAAAUUGGGGGCCUCACACCACAAAGCAGGAAGCUCCCAGGAGGGAAGGUGCAUAAGAAGCGGCGAUCGCUUCCAGGUGAAGAUCGGGUACAAUGCCGAGCUCAUCACAGUUUUUAAGCGUCUCCCCAGCAGAAGUUACGAUCCUGCCACCAAGACGUGGAACUUCAGCAUGACCGACUAUGGUGCCCUAAUGAAAGCAGCCCAGAGCCUCCCCACGGUCAACCUGCAGCCUUUGGAAGGGGCCGAGGACAACAGGAAGUCACCCUCCACUUCUGGGGUAGCCCAAACCUGCCUGCCUUUAGCUCCCUCGCUGGCCUUUGUCAAAGGGCAAUGUGUGCUCAUCUCCCGGGUUCGCUUCGAGGCAGACAUCGGCUACUCCGAAGACCUGAUCGCACUGUUUAAGCAGAUGGAGUCCAGAAAUUACGAUGUCAAGACCAGGAAGUGGAACUUUCUCUUGGAAGAGCACAACAAACUAAUCCAGAGCGUGCGCUGCCUUCCGCAAGUUCAGCUGGACCCUCUGCCCAAGACACUCACCCUGGCAUUUGCAUCGCAGCUAGAGAAGACGUCUCCCUGCCUCACAGAGCCCAUCCCUGAGGCAGACCUUUCUGGAGUGGACCCCAAGCUCGUGUCCAAUCUGCUGCCCUUCCAGAGAGCGGGAGUCAAUUUUGCCAUAGCGAAGAGAGGCCGCCUGCUGCUGGCUGAUGACAUGGGCCUGGGGAAGACCAUCCAAGCCAUCUGUAUCGCAGCCUUUUACCGGAAGGAGUGGCCGCUCCUGGUGGUGGUCCCGUCAUCUGUGCGCUUCACCUGGGAGCAGGCCUUCCUUCAGUGGCUGCCGUCUCUGAGCCCGGACUGCAUCAACGUCGUGGUGACUGGCAAGGAUCGCCUGACGGCUGGCUUGGUCAACAUUGUCAGUUUCGACCUUCUGAGCAAGUUAGAAAAACAGCUAAAAACCCCCUUUAAAGUUGUCAUCAUUGAUGAGUCUCACUUCCUCAAGAACAUUAAGACCGCCCGCUGUCGUGCAGCUAUGCCCCUCCUCAAGGUUGCGAAGAGGGUGAUUCUGCUGUCUGGCACACCAGCUAUGUCCCGGCCUGCAGAGCUCUACACCCAGAUCAUCGGGGUCAGGCCAACUUUCUUCCCUCAGUUUCACGCUUUUGGACUUCGCUACUGUGAUGCCAAGCGGCAUCCCUGGGGAUGGGAUUACUCAGGCUCCUCCAACCUCGGCGAGCUGAAGCUCUUGCUGGAGGAGGCAGUCAUGCUACGACGCCUCAAGAGCGACGUCCUUGCCCAGCUCCCGUCCAAGCAGCGCAAGAUGGUAGUCGUUGCCCCCGGUCGGAUCAGCACCAAGGCCAGGGCUGCCUUGGAUGCCGCGGCCAAGGAGAUGACCAUCACAGACAAAACUAAACGGCAGCAGAAAGAAGCCCUCCUUCUCUUCUUCAACAGAACAGCUGAAGCUAAAAUCCCAUCUGUCAUUGAAUAUAUCCUGGACCUCCUGGAAAGUGGGAGAGAGAAGUUUCUAGUGUUCGCACACCACAGAAUAGUCCUGAGUGCAAUUACAACAGAGCUUGAGAGAAAGCACGUGCCGCACAUCCGCAUUGACGGCUCGACUUCCUCCGCUGACCGCGAGGACCUGUGCCAGCAGUUCCAGCUGUUCGAGAAGCACGCCGUGGCCGUGCUGUCCAUCACCGCAGCCAACAUGGGCCUCACCUUCACCUCAGCUGACCUGGUGGUGUUUGCGGAGCUGUUCUGGAAUCCAGGGGUACUGCUCCAGGCAGAGGACCGGGUACACCGAAUCGGACAGUCGAGCUCCGUGAGCAUCCACUACCUCGUGGCAAGAGGCACAGCUGACGACUACCUCUGGCCCCUAAUUCAAGAGAAGAUUAAAGUUCUGGGUGAGGCCGGACUUUCUGAGACCAAUUUUUCAGAAACGACAGAAGCUACUAAUUACUUCUACAAGGACCCAAAGCAGCAGACGAUCUAUGACCUCUUCCAGCAGUCCUUUGAGGAAGAUGGAAGUGACUUGGAGCUCCUGGAGGCGGCGGAAUCCUUUGACCCUGGAAGUGCGUCUGGUGCACCUGGAAGUGAUUCUCAGGACCCGGGAGGCACACUGGAUGAAAUCACGUUGACGGGCAGCCCUGUGAAGAAAAGGAGAUUUGAAUUUUUUGAUAACUUUGACAGCUUUACCUUUCCCCUAUAGGCGGGGCAAAAAAAAAAAAAAAAAAAAAAAGAGGCAUUUAAAAAUCAUGGAAAUAAGACCAGGUGUUUUGUUUUUAAAGCUUGCACUCCCUUUGACGUUACAGCAGUGCUGGCGUCUGUCUGAGCCCCGCGAGUUACCAGGCCUUCCCUUUCUGAUAAGGAAAGGAAAUGGGCAUUUCCUUUCUGGCCUUUCUGUACGGGACUGCUGGGGUCUUAAUCUUAGCUUCUCUGGCUGAGAAACAGAGACAGCCAUUGCAGUAGUGGAAUUCGUGUUCUUGAAGUAACGUGGGGCUUCCUGUGAAACCCCUGAAAUCUGGAUUUUUUAAAAAUAUACUGUUUGGACAAAUAUUUGUAGAGCACCUGAUACGUGCCAGGCAGCGUUCUAGGUGCUGGCAGUAAUUCCCCAAAAGAGAGCAAGCUCCUACCUUUGCAGAAGUUAUAUCGCAGGAGAGGUAAUAGUUACACAUCCUUCAAAGAAAAGUAAAGUGAAGGAGGUAAGGGUUUGGAGCAGGAGGUGAAAUGUUUUUCUGUCAGUCAACAGACAGUAGAUGUAUUUGGCUUCAUGAGCGAGGUUGUCUCUGUUGGAAUGACAACUCUGCUGCUGUAGGGCAGAAACAACCAUAGGUAAUACAGAAACAAAUGAUUAUGGCUCUUUUCCAAUAAAACUCUGUAAUGGACACUGAAAUUCGAAUU